UUGAAUGCUUUUUGUUUCCCCUUUGCCUCUGAAACAAGGUAAGCCUUUAAGAUUUCUGAACAGAGUAGCUCUGUUUUCUCUGUCUUCUUCUUUUUUCUUUUUUUAUUUUAUCACAAGACCGGACAACUUUGUCUCUGUAUCAUCUGCGGACCAAGAACAUUCUUCCUUCUCAUUAUAAUAUACACACAUAUAUAUAUAUAUGUAUGUAUGUAUGUGGAGAGCUAUAGAUCUUCAAAAAAGCUGCUAAUCUUUUUGUCGUCUACACUCGAAACCAUAUGCUUCUUAUGCAUCAUUAGUACCCAUCAUAUUUGACUUCCUGGUCCAAUCCAACAUUGUCAAAAACUUGAAAUUCAAGCCUCUAAUGUUCUUCAGAUAAGAUUUAUUAGCCUGACAUAAUUGAAUCUUUCUCCUAUCUUUCUCUCUUUCCACUCCCAGCUUCUUCAUGUGAUCAGCUUCUACUUCUCCCCUGUUUUCUUCUUGUUUAAUUUCUCAGGAAGAUUUCUGUUGUGGGUGACAAUGAUGUGCUCAGAAAUAGGUCCCCGGAUCUCAUUUUCUGGAGAACUCGGCAAAGAAGAGGAAGUUGGAAUAGCCAGUGAGUCAAUAAGGGAUUCUUCGUUUAUUGACUCGAGCUCUGAGUUUGAGUUCAGCAUUUGUAGCAGCUUUGGACAAGAAUCUUGUUCAGCAGACGAGCUUUUCGCUAAUGGCAUGAUCCUCCCUAUUCAAUUUCAUGAGUCGGUUCCAGUUUUUUCUGCAGUUAAACUCCGUAACCGUGACAGCCCACCUCUGGUUUCUCUUCCUCCUCUUCCUGCAACUCCUGACUCGGUGGAGAAAUCAAGAAAACAGAGUAAAACAGAGACCAUGGCUCUGAGUUCUGAUAAUUCGGAGGACAAGACUCAGACCCAGAGUCAGAGCAAAUCAUUUUGGAGUUUCAAGAGAAGUAGUAGUCUAAAUUGUGAUAUCAAGAAGAGCUUGAUUUGUUCUUUGCCAAUUUUGUCUCGAAGCAAUUCUACUGGUUCUGUUCCUCCAAAUCCAAAAAGGACGACAAUGUUAAAGGAUGUUCAGAAACAGAGUUCAAACAGCAAGCAGACAUUAACACCAAAGCCUCCUUCUUCUUCAUCUUGCCGCAAUGGUUAUGGGGUACCACAAAAACCACCUCUGAGAAAAAAUAAUGGAGGAAGCUAUAACAAUGGAGUUCGAAUCAGUCCAGUCCUAAAUGUCCCACCUCCUUACAUUUCUAAAGGGACUGCGAACCUGUUCGGGUUUGGUUCUUUGUUGCGCAACGGAUCAAAAGAUAAGAAGAACAAGAAGAAGUGAUUCUUUCACUGAGUUUUAACGUGGAAGAGAUGAAGAUUCACCGGUGUUUUCUUAACUGGGUCGUGUUGAUAGAAAGAAUUUCACUGUUGAGAUCAAGGUCAAAAAUUCCAAACUUCAACAGGGGAGGCAAGCAUAUAUGCCUUCUUCUCUUAGCAGCAUGGUUAUAGCCCAGCCUGCCUUUUUGCUAAUCAAAACAUUACACUCUAUAUAUAUAUUUCGACCAUGUGAGAU
Molecule: messenger RNA, 1545 nt
Organism: Carica papaya (papaya)
Lineage: Eukaryota; Viridiplantae; Streptophyta; Magnoliopsida; Brassicales; Caricaceae
Source: RefSeq, a predicted model, not a curated record